CCAGCAAAGUACCACCAUGUUAUAAUAAGGUUUGCUUUCAUCAUUGCGGAGGACGAGGACGCUCACCUGUGCUGAGCAAAAACAUAUGAUCCGAUUCAUUCUUCUUUAAAAAAAAAAUAAUAAUACUUGUUUUUACUGCUGAUUCUUGCGUGUUAAAAUAUGAGAAGGGGUUCAUUUAAUAUUGUACAGUAGUCGAAAGCAGUGUUAAUAAACUGCGUGAUUAUGCCGUCUUCUGCUUCGCGUCAGCAGCUGUUAAGGGUCGCUCUCGUGUUGCUGUGGAUGAUAAAUUGCGCUUCGGCCAAGUCGCCGCAGUUUUCCGAUUUGAAAUCGAAGAUCUCGGGGGUAGAAGAGCUCCUGGAGGAGUUCAGAAAGCAGCUGCAGCAGGAGCAGGCGCUGAAGGCGGAGGAUGGUGUAGGGGACGUGUGCUUGAGCGGCUUCAACGCGAUCGAGGGCCAUAUCAUCCGAGCGAGGGACUCCAUCGAACUGGGAGCCACCUUCCUGACGGCCCCGGCGCCGGUGUACAGCUGGAAGGCUUGCCUGCACGCCUGCUGUGCCGACCCCCGCUGCACUGUGGCGGUGGUGCAGGAGGACGCCAAGCAGUCGGACGACAGUCUCAGUUGCUUUCUUUUUAAUUGCACUUACAGGAACAGGAACGUGUGCACCUUCUCUCUGCAGCAGGGCUACAGCACCUACAGCCGGGUCCGUAACUCGUCCGGGUCCGGCCCCGCUACCCUAAACACGGAUUCAUCCAGGCAGAGGGUCCAAGACUCGCUGACAGCCGAUAACUCACAAGACCCGGACGAGCCACCGCGCAGCGACGCCGGCCAGGACGGAGUGAUCCAGCUCCCCACGGACUGGGCAGUCCUGGAUGGGCGCAACAGCGUGGACGAUCAUGGCAUCACCCGCUACGAGUGGGUCCUUAUCCAGGGAGACCCAUCCAUAAGCAUGAAGGUGACCCAGCCUGGGAUCCUGAAGCUGAGUGGCCUGCAAGAAGGUACCUACCUCUUCCGGAUGACCAUCACGGAUACGGCGGGUCAGCGGAGCUCAGACAAUGUCACCAUCACUGUGCUGCCACCGCGCCAGCAGCCAGAGGUGUGCACGGGCCGCUGCUCUCGCUACCAGUUCCUGUGUGACGACGGCUGCUGCAUCGACAUCACGUACGCAUGCGACGGCAGGCAGCAGUGCACUGACCGCUCCGACGAAGCAUUCUGCCAGAACUUUGACGGGGGCCGCAAGCAAGUGACUCAUUCCUCUGGUCGUGACUCAACGAAGCCCACAGUGCACCGGCAGGACAGCGAGGUUUCCGUGCUGGCUGGGCAGAGGGGGGGCGUGGAGUCGCCAGAGGCGCCCGCCGGAGUCCACCGGGACGGCAGCAGCCCAGUCCCUGUGUCACAGGCAGGACAGGAACGCCGAGCAGGGUCCUGCUCGGCGUCGCGGGAUGCCGGGCCCUGCAAAGGCGCAUUCCCGCGCUGGUUCUAUGACCCACUCACUGGUGUCUGCAAGCAUUUCAUCUACGGCGGCUGCAAGGGAAACGGCAACAACUUCCUGCAGGAGGCGGACUGUGUCAGCGAGUGCAUCCCCAAGCCGGCUAAGCAUUCUCAAGCGGCCAAUCCUGAAGACAUUUCAACAAAUGAGGUGGAAGUGGCCAAACCCCAUUCAGUCCAGGGAGGACACCCAGGCCCCGAAUCGGGUGCAGUGCUCCCACUGGCUCUGGGCCUCAUCAUCACUGCGGUACUGCUUAUCAUGGUGGGCUGCCGUCUGCGCUUAGUGCGUCGCAAGCUGAAGAAGGCCCGGCCAAUCAUGUCUGAAGAGUCGGACUACCUCAUUAACGGCAUGUACCUGUAGCGGCGUGGGCAGGGUGGAACUGUGGCCAACCAGAAACUGUCAAGGCGUGCAACACGUCACCUGCACCCCAUCCAUUAAUCAGUAAUCGAUUAGUAUCCACUGUGAGGAGGCGCUACCAGGCAGUGCAGUAACCAGGAAAGGCCCUACUUCUCUCAAUGCUGAUUGGUCGCUUCCAUGGACUGGAAAGUGACAGUAACGGGAUGGGCCUUAGUUACAUGGACAGAAACGCAUUGUUUGCCUUCCCAUCACCAGUUUUACGUGCUUGAGUGUGGUUUCUUUAAUGGCACAUUCAUUUGUGCAUUCUUAGCAUUGUUCUCAUUCAUGUUUUAUUAUUUUAAAGCUGGACCAGCCUUGAGAGAUAAACCGGCUAAAAACGUGCUGUUUCAUCUUCUCGUGCCUUCUCAUGUCCCAUUUGUAAUGAUGAAUGUCUGAAACAUCACAGAUAAGAAUGUGGUUGUUACUGAAUGUUGAUCCCAUAUCACGAACCUAUCCUGUUUUUACGAUGUGAUCUGUGGUUCUGUCUCAAAAGCGCUUUCCUCAGUCUUGUAUAGAACAUUCUGGUAAAUCCUCAGUGCUGCUAUGAAACUCCCCUCCCUCAGGGUGUCGAAAUUAACUAGAAGACUAGGAAUUUUUCUUCAUGAAAGUUUAUGGAUUUGACAAAGUCAUUUUGUACUACUGACUUCUGGUUGUGGUGCGACUGAAGAGGUCUUGUCCACGCGUACACGGGUAUUUUUCCUCCUGUUAUAAAAAAAAUCUCUGUCCACAUGAAUACGCUGAAACGCGCUGUCAAGAGUAUGCCAAACCAACAGGGGGCCAUAUUAUUCUAACCGUAAAGCCGCGUUGGCCAAUCAGAAGCAUUAUCUGUUCUGCUAGGCUAAAAACAAGUAAUGUAUAUGGUGAAUGGCUCUGACUCGGACGUCUCGAGCCACCCUGUCUACACGUCAACACUGAAAUUAGUUUUUGAAAAUCUUCAUCCUGGACGGGGUUUUGCGAAAACUCCAUUAUCAAUGAGCUAAAGUGCUGUUUGCGAGUAGACAAAAGACCAGAACGCAUAGAAAAAGAUACAGUUGUAAAGAUACCCGUGUACACGUGGACAAGGACUUAAACUCGGGAUGCUAAGGAGGGACCAUGACCUAUUCCGUUUCCCAGAAUUCCUAGCAAAGCAGAAUGCCAGAUUUUUUUUUGUUGCAUUUUUGUACUGCUCUACCAGUCGUACUUUAAGUGAUACAAACAUAUACGAAGUAUACACUGCAAGUGAUGUAUGUGAAGUCCAUAACCUAUUAAAGUUAUUGUAAAUCU
This is a messenger RNA of Brienomyrus brachyistius, 3144 nucleotides long. It is a transcript of the gene lrp11, whose product is annotated as low density lipoprotein receptor-related protein 11. The transcript has 8 exons. Gene Ontology annotation, molecular function: serine-type endopeptidase inhibitor activity; protein binding. Bases 223 to 1845 code for a protein of 540 amino acids. NCBI's taxonomy places the organism in Eukaryota, Metazoa, Chordata, Actinopteri, Osteoglossiformes, Mormyridae. The record is from RefSeq and is a predicted model, not a curated record.